Messenger RNA from Musa acuminata AAA Group (dessert banana), 825 nucleotides. RefSeq lists its product as uncharacterized. The transcript has 5 exons. The coding region runs from base 1 to 558 and encodes 185 amino acids. Lineage: Eukaryota; Viridiplantae; Streptophyta; Magnoliopsida; Zingiberales; Musaceae. The record is from RefSeq and is a predicted model, not a curated record.
AUGGAUAAGUCGAAGGUGCAAGCAAUCGCGGACUGGCGAACUCCAACGAAGGUGCUAGAGUUGAGAUCCUUCCUUGGUUUCGUCAACUACUAUCGCCGCUUCGUAGCGGGAUAUUCAAAGAAGGCAACCCCACUGACGGAGUUGCUGAAGAAGGAGCAGCCUUGGAAAUGUCUCAACCAAGUGCUCUUCCAACUAUCAUAUCUGUUUAUUCUCUUGAAUGACCAGGUGACCUCUGGUACUGAUCCCGCUGUUAUUCGGGCUAAACUGAGAGACGCCCUUCCACGUGCACCUAAAAAGCAACUGUAUGAUUCCGUUCUACUUCAUACUUCAUUUGCAAGACUUCUUGGACGUCCUCAAAUCUUAUUGGAGAAGCUGGAAACACCUUCUAAUCAACUCCAGUUGUUUCAUGAGCUUGUUUCGCAGCUUAACAAGAAGCUUCAAGGUUUUGAGGCGACCAUGUCUGAGCUCUGGUUUGUGGAAGAAUAUGAUGUGCUGGCACUGGCAUUGAAUGGAAGAAUGAAGACAAGGAGAUUUCCUCUUAGUUGCACAGGAAAUUAAGCCUAUUGAAGGAGGUAACACGAAUUUCAUAUAUGUGAUGAUAUUGAGGUAUGAUGAUCUUCUAGAUAUACUGUUUGUUGAAGAACAUGGAUGAAACAACAUGCUGCCAAUGUAGAAGGGAAAACCAAGACCAGGUGAUGAGUGUAGAAUAUUCACUGGAGUUAUAGUGUAUCAAUAGUAACAAUUUGACUCAACUUUUGGCUAGUAGAAUCCCGAAUCAAUAAUUUGGCUGGUAGAUUUUGACUCUACUCAGGGCGACACAACAAA